CACAGAGUCCGGCAUUGGUCCCAGGCAGCAGUUAGCCCGCCGCCCGCCUGUGUGUCCCCAGAGCCAUGGAGAGAGCCAGUCUGAUCCAGAAGGCCAAGCUGGCAGAGCAGGCCGAACGUUAUGAGGACAUGGCAGCCUUCAUGAAGGGCGCCGUGGAGAAAGGUGAGGAGCUCUCCUGCGAAGAGCGAAACCUGCUCUCAGUAGCCUACAAGAAUGUGGUGGGCGGCCAGAGGGCUGCCUGGAGGGUCCUGUCCAGUAUUGAGCAGAAAAGCAACGAGGAGGGCUCGGAGGAGAAGGGCCCCGAGGUGCGUGAGUACCGGGAGAAGGUGGAGACUGAGCUCCGGGGCGUGUGCGACACCGUGCUGGGCCUGCUGGACAGCCAUCUCAUCAAGGAGGCUGGGGACGCGGAGAGCAGGGUCUUCUACCUGAAGAUGAAGGGCGACUACUACCGCUACUUGGCCGAGGUGGCCACUGGUGACGACAAGAAGCGCAUCAUCGACUCAGCCCGGUCAGCCUACCAGGAGGCCAUGGACAUCAGCAAGAAGGAGAUGCCGCCCACCAAUCCCAUCCGCCUGGGCCUGGCCCUGAACUUUUCCGUCUUCCACUACGAGAUCGCCAACAGCCCCGAGGAGGCCAUCUCGCUGGCCAAGACCACUUUCGAUGAGGCCAUGGCUGAUCUGCACACCCUCAGCGAGGACUCCUACAAAGACAGCACCCUCAUCAUGCAGCUGCUGCGAGACAACCUGACGCUGUGGACGGCCGACAACGCCGGGGAAGAGGGGGGCGAGGCUCCCCAGGAGCCCCAGAGCUGAGUGUUGCCCACCACCGCCCCACCCU
Messenger RNA from Macaca mulatta (Rhesus monkey), 837 nucleotides. RefSeq names its product stratifin (gene SFN). NCBI's taxonomy places the organism in Eukaryota, Metazoa, Chordata, Mammalia, Primates, Cercopithecidae. The record is from RefSeq and is marked provisional.